AUGUUAUUUACUUUUGUAUUAUUAGGAUUUGUUAAUUCUUCUUGUCUUACUAGAACUUUUGAGGAAUGUUUAUCUCUUAAUGUAGAAUAUCAAGAAAGUUGUCAAUUAUCAUAAGGAGAGUGUAGACCACGACCUUUAAAGUGUACUGAAAUAGAUUCUACUUAUCCAUAAAAUUGUAAAACAAGUGAAUGUUACUAUAGUAAAAGGUUUAAUAAAUGUUUGGUAAUUAUUUACAUAAUGUAUAGUCUUAACCAUUCACUAGACUAUUAAAUGAGAUUGCAAAUAGAGGAGGUUAGCAUCAUUAAGGUGGUUCUACUUAAGGACCUCAUUAAUCAGGACCAUAAUCACCAUCAUAAGGUCCAGUUAGACCACCUUAAUAACCACCUUAAUAACCAUCUUAAUAACCACCAUCUAUGCCACCAUAAUAACCAUCAACAGAAAUUACUCAAGAACAAUCUUCUUAAAAUAAUGAGUAUAUAAUUUAUAAUAUAGAUUAAAAGCUCACCAAUUGAACUAUCAGAAGAAGAAAAUGAUUCGGAAGAAAACUCUACUGAUGAUUAUGAUGAUGAUGAACAAUAAUGUAAAUAUUAAUUACUUAUAAUAGAUACUUCUUAAAAUAAUUUUACAAACCCAAUUAAUACAACAAAUCCAAUUAAUCCUAUGAAUUCUACAAAUUCAACAAUUAAGUCUAAUAGUACUGUUUCAACUGAGUUUAACGAUACAUACCCUGGAUUUUAAUAUUUAAUAGAGGAAGAAAUUAAAGCUAGAUUGAAUACAUCAGAUGAUAGAAAACAAUUGGAAAUAAGGAGUAGUGAAGGGUUAUAGUUAAUGAUUGCCUUAAUAUUGAUGAUAAUUUUGAUAUGA
Messenger RNA from Paramecium sonneborni, 864 nucleotides. NCBI's taxonomy places the organism in Eukaryota, Ciliophora, Oligohymenophorea, Peniculida, Parameciidae. The record is from the annotation of a GenBank genome assembly.